Molecule: messenger RNA, 3042 nt
Organism: Adineta ricciae
Lineage: Eukaryota; Metazoa; Rotifera; Eurotatoria; Adinetida; Adinetidae
Source: the annotation of a GenBank genome assembly
AUGUCGAAUCCCUUUCUAAUUCUCUCGGAUUCAUCGUCGAGCCCGUAUUCAACUUCGUCUACAAAACCUGCCUCGAUCGCUAACAAUCCCUCAAUAGUAUCGAAUAUCUAUCAAGAUGUACUUGAAUAUGUUCUUCUUUGUACAGUCAACGAGCAACCCUCAUCGUCACUCAUUUAUCUUGCAGAAUUAGGAAAUGAACAACCGGAACACUGGGACAAAAAUCUAGUAGACCAAGCUCUGUUCGAACGUUUACGAAUGACUGAUCCAGUCAGUCAAUUGUUAACGUCAUCGUCAUCAUCGUCAACAACAACAAAAAAGUCAACAAGUCGAACGGAUGAAAGUGUAAUUGUAGAAACGCGAUGUUUGAUUUACUUAUCUGCAUGUUAUCAGAGAUUACUUCGACAACGGGAUCGUUUUCAAUCAGUACUUGAUGAGAUUAAGCAAUUAUUUGUCAAUCAUAGUAAAACAGCAAUUUCUCUACCGGAUCUUUACGAUGGGCAAGAUCUAUCCAAACAAUGGUUAGAUUUGUUACUUGAUGGUCAAGAAAAUCCAUCGAUACACGAGUAUACAGAUUGUAUUAACAAUGAUGUAUUAUCAUCGACAUCUACCGAUGAAAUGGAAAAUCUCUAUGAGUCGGUCUUUCGUCAUAUGUAUAUAGCGAUUAAACCGCUCUAUUAUUACUCAACGGAAUUGUUUUCAUACAUUGGAAUAUUGACUCAGCUGGCAAAAUGGGGAAUACUUGUUCGACUUCUGUUUCGAUUAUCUGAUCCGAAAACAUCAUCGAAUCGUCCAUUUCGAAAUCCGCUCGGAACAGGAAAUACUAGCGGUCGAGCUUUUGAAGAUACGAUAGUUGGAACUCUUGUUUCCAAAUCAUGUCUACCGUCAACACCUGACAAACCUUAUUUAUUCUUUGAAAAACCGAAAGUAAUGACUGAGCGUGAUGUUGAACUAACUGCUGGAACCAUGUGGGAGCCAAUGGGAAGAUAUCAAGAAUAUUUGUCACAAGUGUUUCGGUCAUUUGUCAAAAGUGCCGAUGCACGUAACGAUGUAUUAAAAUGGAUUGGCGAUUGUUUAUUUCAGAAUCGAGGCAAAAACAAAGAAUGGGCAUCACAUAACCCAUUAACUGCUUAUGUAUAUGCUAGUGAUGGGUUUCUACUAAAUUUGAAUAUUGUGCUGUUAAACCUUGCUGGACCAUUUUGUGAACCUUAUUCGCCGAAAUUAUUAAAGAUCAAUCCUAUCUAUGCAAUUAGUGAAAAUGAGAAUGUGCAUUUGAGAGAUCUUCAUAAGGAUACACCAUUGAUCGUUCGUGAUGAAGAUAAUCUUCCGGAAAAAACUAGUCCAAUUACAUUUAAUUUCAUUACUGAAAUCUUCUUCAUGUCUCAUCUAAGUUAUUCAUGUUCAGUACAAAGACUUCAUCGGACUUUACUCAAGAUCAAUGAAGAGUUAUCACGUGUUCAACAUGCGUACAACAAUGCAAUUCGAUUACAUGGAGCGAGUCACGAAGGUGCACAAAGACUAGAAAGUGCAAUGGAAAAAGGCAUGACGGCUUUUCUCAACAUAAAAACUGUACUAAAUGAACCUCGUUUAUUGGAACUAUCAAAUGCGUUGUUUACUGCGACAUGUUCAUGGCUUGUUCAUCUUGCCGCAUGCGAUCAUCCGGAAAGUGCGGAGGAAUUACGUCCGAUUAAAGAAUUGCCGCUAUUAUCAAAACCCAAUCGACAACUGAGCUUUAUUCCUGAAUUUAUUAUGGAGAACAUCACGAACUAUUUAACGUUUCUAAGCAGGUUUAAUGUGCAAUUGUUCGAAUCACUUGCACAUGUUAAUGAAUAUGUUACUUUGGUCUUGGUAUUUAUGGGUGAUGCAAGUCGUCUACGCAAUCCACAUCUACGUGCUGCACUGGCAGAAGCAUUCGAAGCUAUUCUCCCUAACAAACAACAUGGUAGCGGUCGAACAUUGAACAGUUCCUUUGCAGAGACAAUUUUCACGAAUCAUCCAUUGAUCGAACAUUUGCCACGUGUUCUUCUCGAUGUUUUCGUUUCGAUUGAAUUAACUGGACAGGCAGUUGCAUUCGAACAGAAAUUCAAUUAUCGUCGGCCUAUGUACGAAAUUCUUGAAUAUCUUUGGAAAUUUGAUAAACAUCGUGAACAAGUGAAAAAACUUGCAGAGUAUGCUGAGGAACAUAUCGAUGAUGCAGAAGCUCCGCUCUUUCUUCGUUUCAUAAGUUUAUUAAUGAACGAUGCUAACUACUUACUAGACGAGGCAUUAUCGCACAUGGCUCGUUUGAGGGAGAAUCAAGAAGCGAUGGAUCGUGGUGAAUGGGCAAGUCUUCCAGAUCAACAGAGACAAGAGCUAGAGAAUACAUUUCGACAUACAGGCCAAAUAGCUCGAUAUACAAACCUUAUGGGCAUCAAAACUUUAACUAUUCUUGAUAUGAUUACACGUGAUAUUCAGUCAAUCUUUUGCAAUCCAGCAAUUUGUGAACGGCUGGCUUCGAUGUUGAACUAUUUUCUUCAGCAUUUAGUCGGACCGAAACGACGCAAUCUAAAAGUACGCGAUUUCAAUGAAUAUCAGUUCGAUCCACAAAAAUUAGUUGCCAAGGUGACGGACAUUUACUUGAAUUUUGCCGAACGCGAAGAAUUUUGUGCAGCUGUUUGUGUGGAUGGAAUGUCGUAUAACGAGCAAUUGUUUCCUCAAGCAGCUGAAGUACUCGAAAAAAUUCGUCAUCCACCUGAACGAAUCGAAGCUUUUAUCAAGCUUGGCCAACACAUCAAAGACGUUGCCGCACAACAAAAAGAAGACGAUGCUGUGUAUGACGACGCACCGGAUGAAUAUCUCGAUCCGAUUACGAGCACCCUUAUGACUGAUCCCGUGAUGUUACCAAGUUCACGUCAAAUUGUUGACCGCGCAACGAUUGCUCGGCAUCUUCUGAGUGAUCAAAUCGAUCCAUUCAAUCGAAAUCCAUUACGUAUGCAAGACGUGAUUCCUCAACCAGAGUUGAAACAAACCAUUGAACAAUGGAAAGCAGCACGACGUCGACAAUAA